Molecule: messenger RNA, 4091 nt
Organism: Clupea harengus (Atlantic herring)
Lineage: Eukaryota; Metazoa; Chordata; Actinopteri; Clupeiformes; Clupeidae
Gene: ccdc88c
Product: protein Daple-like
Exons: 2
Coding region: 342-1949 (535 amino acids)
Biological process (GO): cytoskeleton-dependent intracellular transport; cytoplasmic microtubule organization
Cellular component (GO): cytoplasm; centrosome
Molecular function (GO): dynein light intermediate chain binding; microtubule binding
Source: RefSeq, a predicted model, not a curated record
CCUUCCUCUGUGGAGCUCUGGGCACCCAUGGGGAGAAAGAAAAGCACAGAUCGAUGGAGGUAUUUAUGAGGUUUUGAUGAAUGCGUUUGAGGUGAAUGUGUUUGAUGGGGCUUGCUGAGAGUAGCCGAGAGUCGAGGUUUGGGUGCCUGUAAUUGAGGUGGCUGUUGGGGUGAUCUGGUCGGGAGUGUAAUGGAUGUGUUUACGGCUUGGGGCGCAGUAAACAUACGGCUCUCCCUGUGAUGAAUGUUCUAGCGGGAGGGAGGGGGAAGAGUGAACAGGGCGGUUAAGGACUCUCGGAGACGCCUGUUUUUCUUUUUUUUAUUGUUUUCUAACUUCUACUGAUGAGCUCCUUCCUCUUUUUGUUGUUUGUGUUCGUCGCAUCCUCUGACCUCAAUACUGUUUCAGUGUGUCACACACACUCUCUCUUUAGGUCACUUUGGCUACCAUUCCUCUCCCGCUGUUGCAAACAGCUCACGAAGAAUUCUUCAUACCUUGAUUUUUAUAAUUUGAUCUCUUUCUGUUACCUUUCCCCCACUCUUCUACACAGCUCGCUAGUGACCUUUCACAUUGACCUUUCACGUCUCUAUGGUGAUGCAGACAAGAAGCAUGUCCUCUGCCUCAGUCUCAUAAUCUGCCCCCCAUAUGAGUCUAGGGUUCCUCUCUCUCUCUCUCUCUCUCUCUCUCUCUCUCUCUCUCUCUCUCUCUCUCUCUCUCUCUCUCUCUCUCUCUCUCUCUCUCUCUCUCUCUCCUUCCUGUCUGACCCUCCUCCCCUUCAUCUGUUCCCCCAGGUGCAGACAGGAAGUCGUGAGGACCUGAUGAACGACUACUUCACUCGGCCACCGCGCGGGCCGCCCGCGCUGAGAGACGGUGCCAAGACGCCCACCAGCUACGUCACUCCCACCGUCAAGACCCCCGGUUCCUCCUCCUCCUCCUCCUCCGCCGCCCCACUCAAGCCAGGCCAGAGCGUCAAGCCCAGCGUCCGCCAGCCAGCUCCUGACGGCUGCCACUCUCAGACACUGCCCAACCGCGCCUCUGGGGCCUCGUCGGGCGCCCGCACCUUGCCCCGCGGUGGCCUUGGCACAGCUGGGAACGGUGGCACCGGCAGCAGCAGCCUGAGCCGCACCUUCAGCCUGGCGUCGGCCGACCUGCUCCGCUCCAACGGCCCUGAUAGUUUCCGCGGUGACCAUUCGUCGUCGUCGUCGUCGUUGUUGUCGACACCCAACCAAUCAGAGGUGGUGCUGAGGAGAGGCGCUGGUGGGGGGGGAGCGGCGCGAGAGCGGCCCCAGUCGGCCCGCCUGGCUGGACCGUCACCUCAGCUCGGGGACGGCGGACAUCAUCUUGACCCGCGCCGGCUCUCCGUGGCGCCCCCCCGGAAUGAGCUGAGCCUGCCCCCGCCACAGCACCACUCGUCCUCACUCUCCCUGCAGCCUGAGCGGCACACCGCAGGUGGAGGACUGAGAACUGGUGGUGGUGGAGGAGGAGGUGGAGGAGUGAGAACUGGUGGUAGUGUAGGAGGAGGAGUGGGAGUGGGAGGAGGAGGAGUGGGAGGAGGAGGAGUGGGAGGAGGAGGAGUUAGUGGAGGUACACCCAGAGCCCCUGGCGGGCAGGCUGGCCGCUCCACUACUCAGCGCCAGCACAACGCCAACCACCACCAUCACCGGGGCGAGGUCGCCAUGGUGACGCCGGUGCGGGCAGUCUCGGCCCUGCGAUUGGAGGAGCAGGAGGAGGAGAUGAUGGGGGAGGAGCGUCGCAACCGGGGGGAGGCACGGCAGGCUGAGUCACCUCUGCUAAAGAAGGGAGAGUUGGGAGGACCGUCAGUGGGCGAAGGAGGAGGAGGAGGAGGAGUAGGAGUGAACGGCGGCACGGAGGAGAGGCCGAAGAGCACCCCUGCCUCUCCAGACCCCAGCGACGACCCUCAGACUGUGUGGUAUGAGUACGGCUGUGUCUAAACCACAAUAUGGCCGAAACGACUCAACUCUGUAACAUAACAACAAAUCGGAAACACGAACGUUUGAACGAUUCUUUUGAUACACCUCAAUGGCCGACAUGUGCACAAAGAAGUGUGAAUUAAAAAAAUUAAACUGAGCAGGUUUGAGUCUGUCCUCUCUUCAUGACACCCCACUCCAGAUCUCCACAUGACUGGCCCCAAGUCCAUGUCACUUCACAGGACACAGAAUCCCAUUCUGGCUCCUGUUCCGCCGACGCUCGAGCCACUAGUAUGCACAGAAGGACACUGAGAGACUCUGCAAAGACCCGCAGAAAGCACUAGAAAACAAGGAAUGUAUUUUGAUUUUUUUCUUUCUCUUCCCUGAGCGCUGGUCACCCAUUGAUUUCCUGCUGCUCGCUGUGGACAGCGCGCGCUUGCUCAAUCCAAGUUCUAUUCUUGCGCGUGGAAAACAAACAGCGAGGGUAAGGAGAGAAGGACCACUCCCUGGCCCUAAAUGACUGUAAUUACAGCCUCCAUCUUUAGAGAGGCAAGGACAGUGCUAGUCCAUCACUGGAAGAGAUUACUGGAAAUGGUCCCCCUCUUAAGACUCUGUCUCUCUCUCUCUCUCUCUUUCUCUCUCUCUCUCGCUCCCCCUCCUUCUGGCUCUCUCGCUGUUUUUUCCAAAAAAAAUAAAUGUGUGGUGACCCCCUAACAGUUACCACACACGCGAGAAUAUGGAUGGACUUCGAUAUUAAAGCACACUUAUGCAGAGGCCGCGAGAGGCCAUGGUGGAGGAACAUGUUGGUUUUGGGAGAGACGGAGGGAAGCAGAUAACCCUCUCUGGAAAGGGAAGGUUUUAAGACGAAGCCAAACCCCAACGACUGGUUUUGGGUACCAAGGGGAGGACGGUUGACUGACUCAAAUUUUAAGAAUGAGCAGUUUUGUGCACCCAUGUAAAUGUUUCCCACAAUGCACCAGUGGGGUCUCUCGCCGAUGAGAGCGAAGGGGUGUCCUGCAAACUGGACUCGUUCUGUAAUUUACAUAAGAUAUGUGUAGAAAUGGAAAAGGCAAUAAUAGCCUGAUGUUAAGACUUUUGUGUGUUGAUCAUCAUAGUGUUGACUUUAGAGGAUUUUUUUUUUUGUGUGUUAACACUGCAAUGCAUUUCUGAUAUAGCAGUAAGACUAGCUUUUAUUUAUUACUGUCUCACUUUGCCCAAAAAUGAUUUGAAGUGUGUGAGUGUGUGUUUCUUGUGUGAGAGUGUUGUUGUUGUUGUUUUUGUUUUGUUUUGUUUUGUUUAGUUUAACCCCACUGUUAUGUAGCUGUAUAAGGCAGGAGUGCAUUUGAACAGGUGAAUUGUGGAGAGCACACCUUCACACACGACUGGGAUGUGGAGAGCAUAGCCAGCACAGUGCCCAUGGACUCGCAGUGAGAUCAGCCACAGCUCGGACACACAUUCACUGCUAUCUCCUUGACAUUUAGUCAUUUAGCAGACGCUUUUGUCCAAACUUGAGUACCCAGGACCCCAUUAAAUGCCCCUUUUCAACUGAUAGCAGCCCUGUCUAUGAACUGCUACAUUAUUGAUCCCAUUACCUGAAUGCAAGAAUGGAGUUUGUCACUGGUGGCACAUCACCCAAUAUCCCUCUCUGGUUCCCCCAGCUUCAUGGGAGGUGGUGGAGGUAGGGCGGCAUUGUCAGGGGAGACACGUUCAUGACCUUCUUGCUAGUGAGCGAGUACAUUCAUACAAGUGUAUGACAAUUGCCUAAUGGUUUAGAUUGCACCAAGGAGUGCAUCAGUGCACCCCAUCUCCUGGUGUACCUUCAUCUCUCAGAUGGUGUGUGUGUGUGAGUGAGAAAGAGCGAGCGAGUGUGAUUGAGUGAGCGAGAGAGUGAAUGUGCCUGAGUGCUGGCCACUUUCUCACCUGUGCAGAGCUACUGUACUGUGGCUAGGAGCUGCCUACGCGAGUUGCGUUUUUAAACACUACUGCAGACAGUCUCUUCCCUUCACUUCUGUGUGCUUGUAUUCAUGUCCUUCAAACACGUUCGAAAUGAAAACGUCUUUUUAAGUAAUGAAAGUGAUUUUGUUUUCUGUCGGUGUUAUGUAGAAAAGAAGAAAGCUGAUGUCCAAAAAAGUUCAACACUUUGUAAUAAAGAUUUUUUUUAAUUGA